Molecule: messenger RNA, 621 nt
Organism: Leptopilina heterotoma
Lineage: Eukaryota; Metazoa; Arthropoda; Insecta; Hymenoptera; Figitidae
Product: SOSS complex subunit C homolog
Exons: 3
Coding region: 181-492 (103 amino acids)
Biological process (GO): DNA repair
Cellular component (GO): nucleus; SOSS complex; nucleoplasm
Source: RefSeq, a predicted model, not a curated record
UUUAGAAUCAUUGAGGUGAGCAGACGACAAAUUCUAACCUUAAAUUUUGUUUACGUGGACAUUUGUUUGACAUUGUGCAAAUAAAAAAUUGUAUUAUUUAUUUUUUUAUUAUCAAUUAGUAGGUAGUAAUUUUUCUUUUGUUUUAACUCAACUUUUAUUAAAUACGAAACGAGAGAUUUGAUGGCUUUUUCCCAAACUAAUUCACGAGAACUGCAAAACAGGAAAAUUUUAGAAGAGUUACAAUUAAAAAAGCAGAUGUUACUAAAACAAGGUGUAACACCAAAUUUAGGUUCUUCUUUGACUGCUACAGCCGGUUCUGCAACAACUACUGUGCCGACAACACAGACCAGCGAUGGAGUGACAAUAAGCGCUUCGCAAAGAGCAGCGCUUCACAAUGCACAUUCAAAUUCAUAUGGGUUUUUUGUAACUCAAGAUUCUUCAUUUGGAAAUUUAAUAUUACCAGUGUUACCACGUUUUGACAACAACAAAUAAUUGCCUAUAAAAUAAAUUAUUAAAGGAAAAUAUUUUUGACAAUUUUCAAAAAAAUAUAUUUUUUUUUUACUAAACACACACACACACACAAAAGAAGAGAAAACAGAUUUUUUAAUACGAAAAAGAAAA